This is a messenger RNA of Eubalaena glacialis (North Atlantic right whale), 1264 nucleotides long. RefSeq names its product hypoxia inducible factor 1 subunit alpha inhibitor (gene HIF1AN). Gene Ontology annotation, cellular component: nucleus; cytoplasm. Gene Ontology annotation, biological process: negative regulation of Notch signaling pathway; peptidyl-aspartic acid hydroxylation. The record is from RefSeq and is a predicted model, not a curated record. The transcript is spliced from 9 exons. The coding region runs from base 107 to 1156 and encodes 349 amino acids. NCBI's taxonomy places the organism in Eukaryota, Metazoa, Chordata, Mammalia, Artiodactyla, Balaenidae. Gene Ontology annotation, molecular function: peptidyl-histidine dioxygenase activity; ankyrin repeat binding; [protein]-asparagine 3-dioxygenase activity.
GAGGGAAGAUGAGCGGUUGGAUAGAGGCAGAGAGGGAAAGCGGGAAGGAGAGAAAAACAAGCAGGCGGAGCUUCCACUUCCGGUGGGGCCGUCCCUAGCGGCGGAGAUGGCGGCGACUGCGGCGGAGGUUGCGGCCUCGGGCUCUGGAGAACCCCGGGAAGAGGCUGAAGCCCCCGGCCCCGCCUGGGAUGAGUCCCAACUGCGCAGUUAUACCUUCCCGACCCGGCCCAUCCCGCGUCUGAGUCAGAGCGACCCCCGGGCGGAGGAGCUUAUCGAGAAUGAGGAGCCUGUGGUGCUGACCGACACAAAUCUUGUGUAUCCUGCCCUAAAAUGGGACCUUGAAUACCUGCAAGAAAAUAUUGGCAACGGAGACUUCUCUGUGUACAGUGCCAGCACCCACAAGUUCUUGUAUUAUGAUGAGAAAAAGAUGGCUAAUUUCCAGAACUUUAAGCCGAGGUCCAAUAGGGAAGAAAUGAAAUUUCAUGAGUUUGUUGAGAAACUGCAGGAUAUACAGGAGCGAGGAGGUGAAGAGAGGUUGUAUCUGCAGCAAACACUCAAUGACACUGUGGGCAGGAAGAUUGUCAUGGACUUCUUGGGUUUUAACUGGAACUGGAUUAAUAAGCAACAGGGAAAGCGUGGCUGGGGGCAGCUGACCUCUAACCUGCUGCUUAUUGGCAUGGAAGGAAAUGUGACACCUGCUCACUAUGAUGAGCAACAGAACUUCUUUGCUCAGAUAAAAGGCUACAAGCGAUGCAUUUUGUUCCCUCCGGAUCAGUUUGAGUGCCUCUACCCAUAUCCUGUUCAUCAUCCGUGUGACAGACAGAGCCAGGUGGACUUUGACAAUCCUGACUACGAGAGGUUCCCCAAUUUCCAGAACGUGGUUGGUUACGAAACAGUGGUUGGCCCUGGUGAUGUUCUUUACAUCCCAAUGUACUGGUGGCAUCACAUAGAGUCAUUACUAAAUGGGGGGAUUACCAUCACUGUGAACUUCUGGUAUAAGGGGGCCCCCACCCCUAAGAGAAUUGAAUAUCCUCUCAAAGCCCAUCAGAAAGUGGCCAUAAUGAGAAACAUUGAGAAGAUGCUUGGAGAGGCCUUGGGGAACCCACAAGAGGUGGGGCCCUUGUUGAACACAAUGAUCAAGGGCCGAUACAACUAGCUUGCCAGGAGUCGAGGCCUCCUGCCAGGUGACUGCUAGCCCGUCCACACCGCUUCAUUGAUGAGGACAGGAGACUCCAAACGCUAGUAUUGCACGCUGCACUUAAUG